Molecule: messenger RNA, 3224 nt
Organism: Uranotaenia lowii
Lineage: Eukaryota; Metazoa; Arthropoda; Insecta; Diptera; Culicidae
Product: aminopeptidase N-like
Exons: 4
Coding region: 41-3127 (1028 amino acids)
Biological process (GO): proteolysis; peptide catabolic process
Cellular component (GO): cytoplasm
Molecular function (GO): zinc ion binding; metalloaminopeptidase activity; peptide binding
Source: RefSeq, a predicted model, not a curated record
AAACAAUAUUCAGUACUCAGAAGACCUCCGAACGGUGAGGAUGGAUCGGCGGAUGAUUUCGGUUUCGGCGAUCGGUGCCUUACUAUUUUUGCUAGUGGCCACAUUUGCGAAUCUCGGCUCGGCUCAGCUAAACGGAGACAACUAUCGGCUGCCAAACAAUAGCUACCCGGUACGGUACGACCUUCAGCUGACCACGCACGUCCACGAGGAUGGCAGCGAUCAGCAGUUUCGAUUCGAGGGCGUCGUGAAGAUCGAGUUGAUUCUGACAGAUUCCACCAAUAGUAGUAUAACUGUGAACUAUCGGCGGAUUAACAUAACCCACGUUAAGUUGUGGUCGGUGAAUGAAAGUGGCUCAGAAACGGUACUUCUGGAUGACGAGUCCAGCUUCGAGCUGGACGCUACUCGAGAGUUUGUGACAGUGACGCCUCUUGAACCGAUUCCAGAGGGCACCUAUUUCCUAGAGUUUCAUUACAACGGUGAACUCCGGGAGGACAGUGCGGGUUUCUAUCGAUCGUCCUAUGUCGACGAUGAGGGUCGAACGCGAUGGCUGGCCACGACUCAGUUUUCGUCGACCGAUGCCCGGCAUGCCUUCCCCUGUUACGACGAGCCGGGAAUCCGUGCUCCGAUCGGCCUGACUGUCAUCCACGGUCAACAGUACUCAGUACUCUCCAACAAUUUGCCACGGGAAUCGACUGCCGGUCCCCUCGAAGGGUACCUGCGGACGGUGUUUGACGAUACCCCCAAGAUGCAACCGUACCUGUUGGGUAUUGUGGUGAGCGACUUUGCGUCCCAAGCCAACGAGCAGCUCUACCCGAGGCAGAAGGUUUUCGGUCGGUACAACGCAUUCCGAGAUGGUGAGGCGGAGUUUAUCCUGGAAGCCGGCCACAAGAUCCUCGAAGUGCUCGAACGGUACCUGGAGACGGAUUAUGCGCUGCCCAAGAUCUACCAGGUUGCCAUACCGGACUUUGCCCCAGGUGCCAUGGAGAACUAUGGACUGGUAACCUACAAGGAAGAUCGGUUCUUCUUCAACAACGAAACGUCUCCACUGAGUCAAAAGGUGAACAUUGCAACGGUCGUCGGUCAUGAGUUCGGACACCAGUUCUUCGGAAACAUGGUAUCACCAGCUUGGUGGAGUUACCUGUGGCUUAAGGAAGGAUUCGCGAGAUAUUUUGAGUAUUUGGCCUCGGAUAUGGUAUAUCCAGAGCUUCGUAUACACGAAACUUACGCGGUAGAGAGAACGCAAUCGGCUUUCCAGCUCGAUUCUUUGGAUUCGACACGACCAAUGUCAUUCUACGUCAACACCCAGACAGAAAUUGCCGGCAUUUUCGAUGAUAUAGGUUACAGCAAAGGAGGAGCCUUGAUGCGAAAGGUACAACAUGCAAUCGGAAAAGAAGUGUUCCGUAAGGCCUUGAUCAACUAUUUACGCGCGAAAGCAUUCCAAGGGGCAACACCCGAGGAUUUUGCAGCUGCUAUUCAGAAAGCGAUUGAUGAGUCGGGACAGCAAUUGUUGCCCGCAGGUGUUACGGCCUGGGAUGUGAUCAAGUCUUGGACCGAACAGAAAGGUUUUCCAGUACUUCAUGUAUCCAGGGGACUAGAUUUGAAAGUGCAUUUGACCCAAGAAAGAUAUCUAUUGAAUGAGCUCGACAACAGCGGGGACAUCUGGAUUAUUCCGUACAAUUUUGCUACCGCAAGAAAUCCAAACUUCGAUGCAACAGUUGGUACUCGCUGGAUGCUAACCAAUGAAACUUCACUCGAUUCCGAAGGUUGGCGAGCUGAAGAUUGGAUGAUUUUCAAUAAAGAGCAAACCGGAUACUAUCGAGUCAAUUAUGACGAUAGAUUGUGGAACUUGAUUAUCGCACAAUUAUUGCAGGACAUGUCGGUUAUAAGGAACACAAACCGAGCGCAACUUAUUGAUGAUUCAUUCAAUUUGGCCCGGACAGGCCGUAUUGGCUAUAACACUCCUAUGCGACUCUUGGCUUAUCUUUCAACCGAGCGGGACUUGGUUCCUUGGAGAGCUGCUAGCUCUAAUUUGAAAACAUUGCGUCGUUUGUUUGUUGGAUCGGAUCAAUAUGAUUUGUUCAAGAGAUACCUUUUCGAAGUGAUCAAUCCGGCAUUCCUCGCUCUAGGCUUGGUCACUGGUACAUCGGAUGAUCGAUUCAUUCGUGAAACCAGACAGACAGUGGCUUCCUGGGCAUGCUUAAUGGAAUCACGCGAAUGUAUUUCCAAGUCGAUUGAACUUCUUCGUCAAUCACUAACACCACCCUAUCAUCAAAUUGAUCCAGAUCUUCGAAAUGUGAUCUAUUGUCAUGGAAUCAGUGAAGCUGAUCGGGAAACUUUCCUAGCUGUCUGGACUCGUAUGCAGAGCUCCAAGGAUCAAUCAUUUAGAAGUGAACUGAUCUAUGCGCUGGGAUGUACCAAAGAUGUCAAACUGAAGGAAUUAUUCCUAAACACCUCUAUCGCUGAUGCAGCUGAUGGAGUGAACUACUUCGGACAAGAGCGGGAGAAGAUAUUCCAAGCUAUUGCUUUCAAAGAUAGAGCUGGUUUGGAACUAGCACUGAAAUUCUUCAGUGAAAACAUGCACACCAUAAAUGAUCUGUACAAUAUAGGAAACUUUGGCAAACGAGCCGUUGGUUCAGCUAUCACCGGUUUAGCGAACUAUAUCGUCGACAGCAGUCUGAACGAAACGUUUUUCGAUCUAAUGGAAACACUCACGAAGGAAAAUCUCUUAGUGGAAACCUACCGCAAAAGAGCAGCCGAACAGGUGACACAAAAUCUGCAAUGGGUCCACACGAUGGGUGGCCAAAUCGAACAGUGGCUCAAGCAGCAGUAUCCAACUACGACUACUACGGAGGUACCAACAACGACAACUAUUGCUUCUUCAACGACGACCGAAACAACGACGCAACAUCACUCAACGACAACGGAACCGGAGGAAACGACCGGAACAUCCGCCUCUACUGUAAGCUGUUUUCCAACCUGUACUACGCCAACCUUUCCCUGGGUCGAUCGCACAACUGCCGAAGGGUUAAUCCAAACCACAACCGAAGAAGAUGAUGGAGGAAGCGUAGUGGUGGGAGGCUCUUUAACACUUUUGGUGGGAGCGGCGAUUGUCAGUUUCAUAAUUUAGAGAAGAGAAAAAUCUAGAAUCCAUCCUCCUAAGGCUAAGUGCUUAAAUAGAUGUAAGAAACACAAAAAACUGUAAGAACUUGUAUCCUAAAAUAAAA